AUGCUGUUCCACAUUGACAACUGGUUUGUACAGAAGUGCAACUGUGGCAACCUGGGCUACAAUCCCACUGAUGCCUACACUGAUUUGGGAUUGCUCCAACAGGAGGAGGUGCUGUUGGUCAACUGGAUUGACAUCCUGAUUAAGCAGGAGUUCAACAUGGAUCUCGACCUCAACUCCCCGAGCGAGCCCAUCACUCCCGCCGAGGCUUUCGCCGAGGCCUUCAGGUGGUCAGUGACUGGCUGA
Acanthamoeba castellanii str. Neff is the source of this 243-nucleotide messenger RNA. RefSeq lists its product as uncharacterized. NCBI's taxonomy places the organism in Eukaryota, Discosea, Longamoebia, Acanthamoebidae. The record is from RefSeq and is a predicted model, not a curated record. The coding region runs from base 1 to 243 and encodes 80 amino acids. The transcript has 2 exons.